AUGCCUCUAUGGAGCUCGUUACCUCAAGAACUGGUGGUCAUAGUGCUCAGCUUUCUAAAUACAACUGAUAUCAUGCAAUGUCAGCUUAUUUGUCAUAACUGGUCGCGUGUUUGCCAAAAAGCUGCGUAUGCAGAUAUCUCUAUAAACAACGCUACCGAACUAGAACAAUUCUUGCAAGCAGCAAAAACCCCACUCGGUAAGCUCGUCAAGAAACUGUACGUGAAAAACGCAGGUUUUUUUGUCUACAAAACCGAUGGCGUCAUUCAAUUUCCCUUUGUAAACUUUGAUUCUAUGUUUUCUCCAGGUGUAUCUUUAAAAUCUUUGCCUGAUAUUUGUCCCAAUCUAGAGUCGUUAGACUUUAAACAAACCGAUAAAACAUUUUAUGAUUGGGUUUUGAUCAAGAUCAAAAAAGGAUACUGGAAGCAUUUGUGUACUCUGCCAUUUACCAAAGAAAUGGAUCAAGGUGAAAGCUACUCUCAAGCCAUCAUAGCUAUGCGCGAAAAGAUAAAAAACAUUAAACUUUCUGCCCGUGGAACCUCAUUUCCUACAUGCCAAUUGUUAUGCAAUACAAUCAGCACAUUUGGAAAUCUAGAGAAAUUGUGUAUACAAAGCUUUAAGUCUAUCCCUCUAGACUUAGACGAAUUGAUAGAUAAAGUUCCAAUGUUAAAGGAACUUAGCUUUAAGGGAUCUCAAAGCAGACUUGACGCUUGGUUUGAUAUGUAUCGAUCACUAUCCAUAAAGAAGAGAAUAUUUCUAAAAAGCCUUUCUAUCAUUGGCCACAGCCCAACUGAAAACUCCCUCGUAUACGUUGUGAACAAGUUUCCCAAUUUGAGACGUCUUAAUAUCUGUAGUGAAAGACUAUAUAUGCCACACCCAGCUCUCAGCACAGAUACUAUGCAGCGUUUUACAGAACUUGUAAAAGGUUUGGACGAAGUUUCAAUUGAUAGCUUGCAGUUUGACAACAUGCUCGAGCUAGCAAUAAUGAUGUUUGACAAGCUAGCAAACAAGCGUAUUAGAUUCAAUUUGUACUUGAAAAAUUGCUAUUUAAAUCAGAUCCGCUCUUCAGAACUUUCUAUCAAAACUGCAAGACUUUGUGAAGGCCCAGGUCAAGACAAAGAUGGUCUUUUUGUCGUUAUCUCUAACAUGGGAAAUCAAAUUUCACUUGAUUCAGCUCUUGAACAGUUCAAGGGAGCAAUAAAAGGACUCAAGGUCGAAAACACAGGACAUCAUAUAGUCAACUUUGUCUCUCGUGGUGAUGAUUAUAAGGAUAUCGUACACAAGCACUACAUAAAUGAUAUUAUAGCCACCUGUCCCAACCUAAAAAAACUGACAUUUUAUAAAGUCAAGCUUAUUGACUGCAGCAUGAAUCAAGAUGCUCUGAUAAAGAGCUUGAAAAUACAAAAUUGCAGCUAUUUGCCAUCUGUAUUACACCAAUUUUCGCUUCAACUGCCUUGCCUUAGCCAUUUGGCACUCGAAUCAUCACGCGUGAUUGAUCCUCACAAUUUGAAUCCAUUGCCAGAGGAUCCUGAUCAUAUUCUUAUUGACAUGCCUUAUACAGCAUUCAAGUUGCUCUCAAUCACUGAACUCCGAUUCUCAAGGAAGCGUAAAUGCAUUUAUGUCAGAUUAUCAACAACUGAUCUAGACAGAUAUUACCAAGUAGAAGAGACGGUAGUCUCUUCUAUAGCAGCGGAAGAUUACGAAAAGACUUUGCCAAAAAAGUCACUUGUCAAUCUUCAUAUACGAUGUGAGAAACUUCUAUUUUUACAUCUACUUGAAAAUACUAUCAAAAUCGAGAAGAACACCAUGACUUGA
This is a messenger RNA of Gilbertella persicaria, 1812 nucleotides long. RefSeq lists its product as uncharacterized. NCBI's taxonomy places the organism in Eukaryota, Fungi, Mucoromycota, Mucoromycetes, Mucorales, Choanephoraceae. The record is from RefSeq and is a predicted model, not a curated record. Gene Ontology annotation, molecular function: protein binding. The transcript has a single exon. Bases 1 to 1812 code for a protein of 603 amino acids.